UGGAUUACAAGCUGCAAACGCAACCCAGCGCUCUCGGCCAAUGGAAAUUUGACUGCCAUGGCGGACGCGCCCACAUGCAACGGCCUUGCAGCACCUGCCAAGGAUGCUGGUAACUCAUCCUUCUCCAUGGGAAGGUUCCAAGAGGCCUAUGACUACUACUCGCAGGCCAUCCAAGCCGACCCUGCCAGCGCGCUGCUGUACUCCAACCGCUCAGGCGCUGCAGCGGGCCUGGGGCGCUAUGUGGAUGCGCUCGCGGACGCGGACAAGUGCUGCCAGCUUCGACCUGACUGGUACAAGAGUCACGUGCGCCGUGGCCACGCUAUGUUUCAGCUCAAUCGAGUCACGGAUGCGGAGGCCUGCUAUCAAGAAGCCCUGCAUCUGAAUCCGCAGGACAAGUCCGUGGAGGAAGCGUUGGAGCGCUGCCUUCAGCGCAAGCGCGGAGGCGCUGCAGCCGGCGGUGCCGGCAUGCAGCCCAACGCAAUGCAGCAGCAGCCAGCGGCCAACCCAAUGGCCAUGCAGACCAUGGGCGGCAUGCAGCCAGGCAUGCAGCCUAUGGGCGGCAUGAUGCCAGGCAUGCAGCAAAUGCCGGGCAUGAUGCCAGGCAUGCAGCAAAUGCCGGGCAUGAUGCCAGGCAUGCAGCAAAUGCCGGGCAUGAUGCCAGGAAUGAUGCCCGGCAUGCAGCCAGGAAUGAUGCCCGGCAUGCAGCCAGGAAUGAUUCCCGGCAUGCAGCCAGGAAUGAUGCCCGGCAUGCAGCCCAUGGGUGUUCAGCCCAUGGGUAUGAUGGGCAUGCAAGCCAUGCCUGGUAUGCAAAUGGGUGGAAUGCCUGGCAUGCAGCCGAUGGCGAUGCAGAACCCAGCUUUUAACCAGCCAGGUCUCCGGGAGACUGCCGGAGGGUUGCCAGGCCUGCAACCUGGCGGCCUGCCCACGGAUUUCCAGAAGCUCAGUGAGAAGGAGAUGCGGCAGCGCUUGGAAGAAAGCGUGGCGAAGCUCUCCGAUGAGCAACUGGAUGAGGAACUGCAAGCGGCAGGAAUUCGACUGCCAGCCAAUGCCACAAGAGCAGACAAGGUGAACCAGUAUUUGCAGGUGGACAUGGCAACAAGUCCAGCGCCCGUCGUGGAGAAGCGACAGCCAGUCAUGGCCCGAUUCGGCAGCGGCCAUGGUGAUACUCGCGGGGAUCGGCUCAUGGAAAAACGGAAGAAGUGGGUGGAGGAGUGGAACACCUGGGAUGAGGACCGGCUGCUGCAUCGCCUGCUGAAGCUCGGCAUCGACGCCUCAGGGAACCCCAAGAGUCGGCUCAUCGACAUCCUCCUGGAAGCUGAGACGGAGCGCUUGAACAAGCAGAGGUGCACGCCAAAGCGUUUGCAGUUCUUCGGCAUCGCCUGUGCUGUCAGCAUGGUGCUGGGCACUUUUGUCUUAGUUGCCUUUCUCUUCAUCGUCAGCAACUGAGCCCCGGACUACUUCUCCAAGUCACUCGCA
This is a messenger RNA of Effrenium voratum, 1476 nucleotides long. The record is from the annotation of a GenBank genome assembly. NCBI's taxonomy places the organism in Eukaryota, Dinophyceae, Suessiales, Symbiodiniaceae.